ACUUCACCACCUCACUUCUCUCUCUCUCUCUUGAUGACAAUGGGCGAUUCUAAUCUCCGUAAACCUACCAAUUUCGGCACCGGACCUCUAUCACGGCGACGAUCAUGGUGUUGCUCUUUCGCCGUACCUCCGGCGAGUCCUGAUACUCUCUCAAUUUCAUCUCGUAACCACAUUCCAGCUAAAUCUCAGCAGCAGAGACCUAAACCGGUUCCUUGCUCACCGCAAAGCUCUAAAUCUGCUUUAAACAUCGUAAAUCGAAUCGACCCGCGUCGGAUCUUAUCACCGGGUCGGGUUUCUCCCAUAGAUUCGGAUCCCUCCGUCACUACAAUGCAAGAGACCGAGACUGAGACCACUCACGAAGAAGAAGAUGCUGUUGUUGUAGAUUCGCCACCAAAUCUGCGUUCAGAGAGUUUUAGAGCUCCGAAGAUUGAUGUUACUGUCUCAGGUUCGGGUUCGAGUGAGGGUUACGAUGCUAGGUUGAGUUUGAAGGGAAGAAAUGGUGGGGUUUUGGUUCUGGAGCUUAGCUCGGAGGUUUUGGCUGCGAAUUCGGAUGUGUUCGCGGGUUUGAUUGCGGAGGGCAAAAAGUGUUCUUCUUCUUCUUCAUCUUUAGGAUUGAAGAACACAUGCAGGAUUGAAGUUUGUGAUGUGGAGAAUCUUGGUGUUUUUAGGGAAACUGUUGAGCUUAUGUUUGAGGAGAGUAAUGGGAUUAUCAAGAAGUUUAUGAAAAUGGGUGUCUACAGAGCCAUUGAUGUACUCGAGGUGGCGGCUGGAAUAAAAUUUUCAAGAGCUGUCUUGUCGUGUCUGAAAUAUCUUGAAGCUGUUCCUUGGACAGAGGACGAAGAGGAAAAACUGAGGAGACUUCUUGGAAUUUAUAACUUUGAUGCUGCUGCAAUUAGCGAAAUUUUGGCAAGAUUUCAUUCAAACGAGACAGAAAACUCACAAGACAGCUUAUCAAAGAAACUGGUUUGGUCAAUAACCUCCUGCAGUGAUGUAAAUCCUAGAAACGAGCUCAAAUCUUUAGUGAAGGGUCUUCUUUGCAAAAGCUCAGUGUACGAGAAAGAACAGCCUGAGAUCAACAAGGAAGACAUAUAUAGAGCAGGCAAGUGUUGUGUGGAUUCAUUAGUUAAGCUGUUUGAAGAGGGCAGUAGUAGUUGUAGUAGCAAGAAAGAAAAGCCAUUGAUUGAAAGUAUUUCAAGGGAGGUUGAGAACAUAAACUGGCUGUUGGAAAUCAUGAUAGAUCGGGAAAUAGCAGAGGAAUUUGUGGAGAUAUGGGGAAAGCAAAGAAGGCUAGUGGAGAUGCAUGAGAGGGUAUCACCAAUGGUGAGGUAUGAAGUAAGCAGAGUAACAGGGGCAAUUUUCAUAGCAAUGGGGAAAAGGAGAGUGCAAUGCGGAGGAGAAGCAAGGGCGGGUUUAGUAGAAGCGUGGUUCAAGCCAAUGUUAGUAGAUUUUGGGUGGCUACAAAGAUGCAAGAAGGGACUAGACAUGAGGGAAGUAGAGGAAGGGAUGGGGCAAACGCUGUUAACGCUACCAGUAAAGCAGCAGUAUCAAGUGUUCAUGGAAUGGUUCAGGUGGUUCUCAAAGCAUGGGACUGAGUGCCCUAAUCUCAGCAAAGCGUUUCAGAUAUGGUGGCGUAGGUCAUUCCUUAGAGGUGUAGAAUCAUCUACUUGUAGGUAAACAAAUUAUUCCAAGUUCAAGAGAAUAUGUAUGUUAGGUGUUAGCUCUUAUGGAAUUUAGACUGUAAUAUAACUCUCCUUCUGAC
Molecule: messenger RNA, 1759 nt
Organism: Arabidopsis arenosa
Lineage: Eukaryota; Viridiplantae; Streptophyta; Magnoliopsida; Brassicales; Brassicaceae
Source: the annotation of a GenBank genome assembly